This is a messenger RNA of Mesocestoides corti, 1707 nucleotides long. The record is from the annotation of a GenBank genome assembly. Lineage: Eukaryota; Metazoa; Platyhelminthes; Cestoda; Cyclophyllidea; Mesocestoididae.
AUGUGCGCUAACUGCAAACACACGGGCUGUUGGAUAUUCCUCGGUGUGCUCUACUUCGUCGCGACCUCUUCGCAGGCUCAGACAGUGUCCUCGUCAGCGACUUCUGGUUCCAAUUCUGCGAAAUAUGACUUGAGCACACUGUCCUUGACCUCGCCAGAAGUCGCAGCACUUAUUAAUGAAACGGGCUCGAAAAUCACCUCAGACGAUCUGGUGGCCUUUGUCAAAGCUAGGAAUGGAACAGACCGAACCAUAAGUCAUCAAGCACUCUACGACUUCAUUUCGUCAUUCAAUGGCACCGUUACACAAGAGGAAUCUGACCACGGCCACUCGCACGAAACUGGAGCCUUCCAGGUUAAACCAAUCGUGUGGAUCGCUUCGGUUGUGGCAGUGGUGAUUAUCAGUGCAGUCGGGCUUCUUGGUGUUGCAGUGGUUCCAUUGGUGAACAAGAGCUACUACAACGACGUCAUCCAAUUCCUGGUCGCCUUGGCUGUCGGAUGUCUGACUGGUGAUGCAUUUCUACACCUUUUACCGCAUGCAAUAGCAGGAGGCCACGAACAUUCACGAGAGGGGGUAUCAAGUGAGGGUGCGGCGGAGGAACGCGAGGCCGUACUUAAAGGACUUGUCGCUCUUGUUGGCAUCUACUUCUUCUUCCUGGCCGAGAAAUUGGUCAGCACCAUCUCUGAAUAUCGAACCGAGAAAGCCGCAGAUAAGGAGGAGCGGGAGAGAAUUUUGAAGAAUCCACGCAAGUCGACAGAGGGUAUGCGACGGCUCAGCACCUUCCGCGAGUCGAUUUCGGUGAACUCGUCGUUUCGUCGGGGCUCGCGAUUGCCGCCCACACCCGAGGCCGCCAACCUUCGAAGGUCAUCACGAGCACCCUCCAUCAUCGCUGACGACAUUCUCACCACCGGACUUACGGCGAAAGGUAUUUUCACCAAUGAUUUACCAUUGGCCAUGAAGACGGUUGACGUGCUGAAUGCGUACAUUGAGGAGGCAGAGGAGGAGGACGAGCAGGAGAUGCCGCAGAGGAAUGAAUCUGGCAAUCUCACCCUUCAAGUGCCAACUCUUAAGGUAAUACCCGAUGUCACCGUUACAGGCGACUCUCCCACCCACAAGAAAGGGACGGCCGUGUCUUCCGACAAAGACGGUCAGAGCAAUUCCCUGGAUCUAACUAGUACUGAUGCCGCCCAGCCUCACGGACACUCGCACAAUCUUCCACGUUCCAUGGCUUCGGUUGCUUGGAUGGUCAUCAUGGGAGACGGUCUACACAACUUCACAGACGGCAUGGCAAUUGGCAUUGCUUUCGCUGUUAGCAUUGCGGGCGGAAUCAGCACAACGGUAGCAGUCUUCUGUCACGAAUUGCCGCAUGAACUCGGCGAUUUCGCGGUUCUUUUGAAAACCGGCAUGGGAAUCAAGGAAGCCCUUUUCUUCAACGUCGUCUCCUCUGUCCUCUGCUUGAUCGGCAUGCUCGUGGGCAUCGGUGUAGGCAACGUCGAAGCUGCUUCCGCAUGGAUCUUUGCCUUCACCGCGGGCACCUUCGUCUACAUCGCUCUAGUCGACAUGUUACCGGAGUUAAGCUCGUUCCAGGUGAAACCUGACCAGAGUCGGAUUGUGCAGCUGAUUUUGCAAAACGCGGGUUUGAUAACCGGGGCUGGCAUAAUGCUCCUCAUUGCCAUGUAUGAAGAACAACUUCUGCAUCUUGUUGGAUAG